AUGGUGGCGAGGUAUAACUUAUCAAGCAACUCUUGGGUCGACCAAACCUUUGAGUUGAGGAAUUUAUGGGUUCUUGCAUAUUUGAGGGACCAAUUUUUUGGGCGAAUUAGGACAACAUCCCAGUGUGAAGGGAUUAACUCUCUGAUAAAAGCAUAUGUGAGAAAGAAAGAUACCCUUCUUGAAUUCAUCAAUAACAUGGAGACCGUUGUUAGCCAUUACAGGAACAAUGAAAGAGUUGCAGAGUUCAAUAGUAAAUAUACCGAUCCAGUACUUGUGACUUCUUUGCCGACACUUGAAGAUUUUGCUGCAAAGACUUUCACUCGUAACAUGUUCCGGGAGGUCAGGAAGGAAAUUGAGGGUGCUUGUGCUAUGAAUACAGAGUUGGUAAUUCAGGAUGGUGGAAAACUAUACUUCAAGUGUAACAAUUUUGGAGUGCCAGAGAUUGAUCAUAUGGUUGAGUUUGACAGAGUUGGGGGGAUGCUUCGUUGUGAGUGUCUGUGGUUCGAAAAUAGAGGGAUUCCCUGCAUGCACAUAUUUGCAUGCCUAAAGCACCAACACGUUGAAGUUAUUCCAGAAUGCUUAGUGUGCAAGCGUUAG
This is a messenger RNA of Arachis ipaensis, 597 nucleotides long. Lineage: Eukaryota; Viridiplantae; Streptophyta; Magnoliopsida; Fabales; Fabaceae. The record is from RefSeq and is a predicted model, not a curated record.